AUGAAAUCAGUGAUCAUAACUGCACUUACAUUGUUAAGCUGUUUUACUUUUAGUGAAGCACUUCAAUGCUACUCACACGAUAUGUGCUUAAAUAACUGUAAGCCAUUGGCUGAGACGAUCAAAACGUGUGGCAGUGAUGAGAACAGAUGCUACAAAGGAGCUUUGGCCGGCGGUGUUACUCGUGGUUGUGCCAAAGACAUCUGUAACAUUCAAGUUGAUGGCGGUUCACAAGCAGCUAGCGUUUGCUGUGAAAAAGACUUCUGCAAUUCUGCAGUUACAUCGAAAUUAUCCCUUAGCACAUUAUUUAUGCUCCUUGGCAUGUUCAUUUGGGCUCGAAUGUGA
Messenger RNA from Adineta ricciae, 342 nucleotides. NCBI's taxonomy places the organism in Eukaryota, Metazoa, Rotifera, Eurotatoria, Adinetida, Adinetidae. The record is from the annotation of a GenBank genome assembly.